Messenger RNA from Belonocnema kinseyi, 639 nucleotides. Its product is annotated as venom serine protease 34-like. The transcript has 6 exons. NCBI's taxonomy places the organism in Eukaryota, Metazoa, Arthropoda, Insecta, Hymenoptera, Cynipidae. The record is from RefSeq and is a predicted model, not a curated record. Gene Ontology annotation, biological process: proteolysis. Gene Ontology annotation, molecular function: serine-type endopeptidase activity. The coding region runs from base 1 to 639 and encodes 212 amino acids.
AUGGCAAUUUACUUCCAGUCUACCCAGAACACACGCGGAGGAAGAUUGGCUUGUUAUGUUCAAGCCAUUAAAUCCGCUGAAACUUGUAGAUGUGGGUGGAAAAAACUGACAAUAAUAGUAGGUGGCGAAAAAACUGGAGUUAACGAAUUCCCUAUGAUGGCAGGACUCGUGGAUGCAAUUAUAGUACAAGUUUUCUGUGGUACUGUAAUAAUAUCCAACAUAUACACAGUAUUGAUUCGAAUGCAAUUCUUUUCCAUGGUUGGUUUCAUUAAAUUCACUAAUGAAAUUGGUCCAGCCUGCCUUCCAUUCCAUCACAAUCGUGACAGUUUUAGUGGAGCUGUUGUAGAAAUUCCGGGUUGGGGAGCGACUGAAUUUGCUGGUCCCACUUUAAAUAUUUUGAAAAAAGUAAGAGUGAGUGUUAUUAAUCUUUCAAAAUGUUUGUUAACAUUCCCAAAUUUAGUGGACAGUCAAAUGGGCGCACUUGGACAAGGAACAGACGCUUGUCAGUUUGACAGUGGUGGCCCAGUUCUAUGGGAAAAUCCAACAUCAGGAAGACUCGUAAACGUUGGAAUUAUUAGUUAUGGUAUCGCCUGUGGAACCAAAAAUCCCUCAGUGAAUAUACGAGUUAGUGCUUUAUAA